Molecule: messenger RNA, 3057 nt
Organism: Prunus dulcis (almond)
Lineage: Eukaryota; Viridiplantae; Streptophyta; Magnoliopsida; Rosales; Rosaceae
Product: plastid division protein CDP1, chloroplastic
Exons: 12
Coding region: 223-2667 (814 amino acids)
Biological process (GO): chloroplast fission
Cellular component (GO): chloroplast inner membrane
Source: RefSeq, a predicted model, not a curated record
UCUGUUUGGCACCAAAAUUUGGAGAAGCAAAGGAAAAGGAAAAUGGUUGCAUAAGAAAUCCAAAGAUUCAUUUUGAUGUCUCAGUCCAAAAACAAUGAUUGUAUCUCUGCUUUCACCUUUAAGAAAAGCAAAUUGUUUCUUGUUCAAUGCAAAAACCCUUACCAUUUCAUUUCCAAAGCUUCUACUUCAUCAGUAAGAUAGUUACAAAGGGAAAAAAGAGUCAUGGCUGCUUUGUCUCACGCCUUUCCAAGCAUUCCGUCUUCCUGUUGUCAUUGCCGAAUAAGUAAUCUCAAGGAAGAUCACAAAGUCUGCGUUUGGGGUUUCUCCAGAGAAAUAUGUGACAAUGAAAUCGGUGUUUCUAGGGUUAACAGGAAGAAGGAUAAUAAUAAUCUCACCGGUCGCUGGACUGUGAAUGCAGUUGACACCCACAUUGUGGAGACCGCUCCACCUCGCACCACCGUUGAAAUUCCCAUUACUUGUUACCAGCUUAUUGGCGUUACUGAUCAAGCUGAAAAAGAUGAGGUUGUUAAAUCAGUGAUGGAUUUGAAGAGUGCUGAAAUUGAAGAAGGUUACACCAUGGAUGCUUUUGCAUCUCGCCAGGGUCUUUUAAUGGAUGUGAGAGAUAAACUUCUUUUUGAACCAGAAUAUGCUGGUAAUAUUAAGGAAAAGAUCCCACCUAAAUCUUCCCUACGAAUCGCUUGGGCUUGGUUGCCAGGUGCUCUUUGCCUCCUUCAAGAGGUUGGAGAAGUUAAGCUUGUGCAAGAUAUUGGUCAUGUAGCUGUUCAGCAUCCAGAUGCUAAGCCGUAUGUUCAUGAUCUUCUUCUUUCUAUGGCACUAGCGGAGUGUGGAACUGCAAAGAUUGGUUUUGAGAAGAACAAGGUGUCCCAAGGAUUUGAAGCUCUUGCUCGUGCACAGAGCCUUCUAAGGAGUAAAAAGUCUUUUGGGAAAAUAACAUUGUUAUCUCAGAUAGAAGAAUCUUUGGAGGAGGUUGCACCUGCUUGCACAUUGGAAUUGCUAGGCAUGCCUCACUCACCUGAGAAUGCUGAAAGAAGAAGAGGAGCAAUUGCAGCCUUGCGUGAAUUGGUCAGACAGGGGCUUGGUGUGGAAACGUCGUGUCGAGUCCAAGACUGGCCAUGCUUCUUGAGCCAAGCAUUUAAUAGACUAAUGGCUUCGGAGAUAGUUGAUCUUCUUCCAUGGGAUGACUUAGCUAUUACAAGGAAGAAUAAGAAAUCACUUGAAUCACAGAAUCAAAGGGUUAUUAUUGAUUUUAAUUGUUUGUACAUGGUGUUGAUAGCUCAUAUUGCCCUGGGGUUUUCAAGCAAACAAAAGGAAUUGAUUGACAAAGCAAAGACUAUAUGCGAGUGUCUGACUGCAUCAGAGGGUACUGAUCUGAAACUUGAGGAAAAUUUUUGCUUGUUCCUUCUUGGUCAGGGUAAUGAGGCUAUGGUUGUUGAAAAGCUUCAGAAGCUUGAAUUAAAUUCAAAUUCUGCUGCACGAAAUCCAAUCUCAGGGAAGGAAGUUAAGCAUACUUGUGGAGCAAAUCAAACUUUGGAAAUGUGGCUGAAGGAGGCUGUCCUUGCUGUGUUUCCAGACUCACGAGAUUGCCCUCCAUCGUUGGCCAACUUUUUUGGUGGUGAAAGGAGGACUCCUUUGAGCAAGAAAAGCAAAGUAGCUCCACAGAAUUUGCCUAUUUUAAGUCACAGACCAAUUUCCACUACUCUCGUGUCAGAGCGGAGAGAUUUUGAUGAGUCUCUUUCCCAUAUGAACUCUUCUCAACAUCUUGGAACAGCUGUUAAGCAGCUGGCUCCAACUGAUCUUCAGAGUCCCUUGAUAUUGGGCAAGACUGGCAGUGGAAGCAGUGCUAGUGCAUCAUCUGUUCAAUUGAAAAGGAAUCUUGGCAUGCACCAUGACAAAGUUUGGAAUGGUUGGGUUGCUAGAGGAGUUUUGGUGGGAAGGAUCACUUUCGUGGCAGUACUGGGGUGCAUUGUUUUUGCUUCCUUAAGGUUAACAGGCAUGAAGGGAAACAAGAUGAGAAAUGCUUAUAAAUGGGGCCCUAGUAAGCCAAAUAUGCACACAAGUUCCAUUUCUUGGACAACAGAUUCAUCUGUGGAUUCUAGUCUAGUACCUGCUUAUAUCAAGGGAAAUGGACUAGCUGGCAGACUUAAGAAGUUUUUGGUGACUUUUAUGAAGCAGGUCAGGACCUGCUCAGAUGCUGAAAAUCCACAAAUUUCAUAUCUGUCUUCUUCGACAUCUGUGUUCCGGAGGCUUAUGUCUAUUGAAGAAGCUGAAGACCUUGUGAAGCAAUGGCAAGCAAUUAAAGCUGAAGCUCUAGGGCCUAGCCAUGAAAUUGAUAGCCUCUGUGAAAUCCUUGAUCAGUCAAUGCUUGUUCAGUGGCAGGCUUUGGCUGAUGCUGCAAAAGCGAGGUCUUGUUAUUGGAGAUUUGUUUUGCUACAAUUGUCUGUCCUGCGAGCUGAAAUUUUAUCAGAUGAAGUUGGAGGAGAGAUAGCAGAAAUCGAGGCUGUCCUGGAGGAAGCAGCUGAACUUGUUAAUGAAUCUGAACAAAAGAACCCAAGUUAUUACAGCACGUAUAAAAUUUGGUAUGUUCUAAGAAGGCAAGCAGAUGGUUCAUGGAGGUUCUGUGAAGGGAAAGUGCAAACACCAUCAUAACAUUGGCCUAGUUACUGGAAUGCAUGAACCAGCAGCUGCCACACCGAAUAAUGCUUGGCUAACUUGGUUCCUCGCAUCUUUAAUUCUUCUUGUGGAGGUCCCAACUAAUUAGAAAUGUGGAUCUAAAUUUAGGAGGUUUUUGGCAGAAUUCCAAAAUUGCAAUUGGGUUGUUUAGUUUAGUUGAUGUUGAUAACUUUUACUUGUAGCUGAAAUAGAAUGAGCGGAAAAUAGUUAUUGGUUUCCUUUCGUCUGUGUCGUUGUCUCCGAUUACUUGAGGCAUUUAAGGCUAAUUGAAAUUGAAUUGUUUGACAUGAACUUCGGACUACUGUACAGAUUAUCUAAGUUUCAAAAUUUACUAUGUCAUCUGAGUGUGCUUAUUUUAGUUUAUUA